Molecule: messenger RNA, 451 nt
Organism: Anopheles stephensi (Asian malaria mosquito)
Lineage: Eukaryota; Metazoa; Arthropoda; Insecta; Diptera; Culicidae
Product: immediate early response 3-interacting protein 1
Exons: 3
Coding region: 139-384 (81 amino acids)
Biological process (GO): endoplasmic reticulum to Golgi vesicle-mediated transport
Cellular component (GO): endoplasmic reticulum membrane; COPII-coated ER to Golgi transport vesicle; Golgi membrane
Source: RefSeq, a predicted model, not a curated record
CCCGAUGACGUUUACGCAUACUGUCAACACCGAUCAAAACAAACUUUCUCGCGCAUCUGGGGUGGAAGUUGCUGCAGUUUUGCAUUUAUUUCCUUCUGAAACUCCUAUAAUUUAGCCCUAAACUCAUAACAUAUAACCAUGAUUACGUUGUGGUCACUGGUAGAAGCUUCGUUGCUUUUUCUGAACGCGGUUUGUGUAUUGAGCGAGGAGCGAUUUCUAUCGAAAUAUGGAUGGGGUAUGUCGGCACAGGUGCAAGGAUUCGGAGAGCCCACGUCAACCAAAGCACAGAUACUGCUGCUCGUCCGGUCGAUACGAACGGUGGCCAAAGUACCUUUAAUAUUUCUUAAUAUAGUAGCGAUAACGUUUAAACUUCUUCUUGGCUGACGAUCCUGCGGCCAGGUUCAUUCUUUGUGGUAUUGCUGAAUAAAUAUGUGACAUCAAAGUGAAUCUA